Messenger RNA from Oikopleura dioica, 315 nucleotides. Lineage: Eukaryota; Metazoa; Chordata; Appendicularia; Copelata; Oikopleuridae. The record is from the annotation of a GenBank genome assembly.
AUGACUACGUUUUCGACUGGACGAUGCUCAAACAAAAAUCUCAGUGCAAAGCUGUUGAAAAGAAGCGUGAAAAAGCCAAGACAGAAGAAGGAUUCGAACAGCCUUCAGCUCAAAAGUGAUCAAGAAACAAUACCUAACGAAAUAAAGAACGAACACAAGGAACGAUUAAUUCCCUGCUUUUCUCCCAACCUAUUUCAAUGUUACGCAUCGGCUCCCGGUUCUCUAUUCCUCUGUUCUUUAUCCAUAUUGAAAUCCGUUUUUCAGAAAAAAAUAAACACCAAUUUCCGUCCAGUUUUUGUUAUAAAUUCUAUCUAA